UAGAUAUUGAGGCAUUUAUUUCUAUGGUGGAAGAAAGGCCCCUGAUAUGGGACAAGACAAGAGAGGAUUUUAAGGAUAGGAAUAAAAGUAAAGCCGCCUGGCAAGAGAUCAUCGAUACAUUUAUUCAUGAAAACCUGAACGAGGCAGAAAAAGCCGAAAUAGGUUUCAUUGCCGGUGCCCUGAAAAUGAAGCGUUUGAAAUUUAGCCAGGAACUUCAUUAACACCAGCUCACGUUUGGCGUAGAAAAUAAAGCCUCAGAGAUAACACACCGCCUCUCGCUUGUGCGUGAGAAGUGAAGAAUAAAUUUGAAUAAACAGUGAAAAUUUAUCUGUAUUCAACACCCCUGAGAAAUAAAUAGUUC
Molecule: messenger RNA, 361 nt
Organism: Acanthoscelides obtectus
Lineage: Eukaryota; Metazoa; Arthropoda; Insecta; Coleoptera; Chrysomelidae
Source: the annotation of a GenBank genome assembly